Erinaceus europaeus (western European hedgehog) is the source of this 3853-nucleotide messenger RNA. It is a transcript of the gene BAG6, whose product is annotated as BAG cochaperone 6. The coding region runs from base 270 to 3758 and encodes 1162 amino acids. The transcript has 26 exons. Lineage: Eukaryota; Metazoa; Chordata; Mammalia; Eulipotyphla; Erinaceidae. The record is from RefSeq and is a predicted model, not a curated record. Gene Ontology annotation, cellular component: BAT3 complex. Gene Ontology annotation, molecular function: misfolded protein binding; polyubiquitin modification-dependent protein binding.
ACGCAGGCGCAGUACGGUCCCCCGGGCGACGGCGGUGGCGGCUGUUCGGGGUGCUCGGCUCCCUCCCAUCUAGGCCGACCCCGGCCUGUUUCACCCCCAGAAAAUCACUGGGGCUGCAAGCUUUCUCGUCGUUCCCCACGAAAGUAAAGCUUGGGGACCUGGGGGGGAUCCGGAAGUACCGCCUCGCAAUCCCCAAAUACAACCGGGGAAACGGAAGUGGCCAUCGGUGGUAGGUUGGGGGAGACCGGAAGUGACGAGCGCUGUCGGCCAUGGAGCCCAGUGAUAGUAGCAGUACCGCUAUGGAGGAGCCUGACAGCCUGGAAGUGUUGGUGAAGACCCUGGACUCACAAACUCGGACAUUUAUUGUGGGGGCCCAGAUGAAUGUAAAGGAGUUUAAGGAACAUAUUGCUGCUUCUGUCAGCAUCCCCUCUGAGAAACAAAGACUCAUCUAUCAGGGACGAGUUUUGCAGGAUGAUAAGAAGCUCCAGGAAUACAAUGUUGGGGGAAAGGUUAUCCAUCUGGUGGAACGGGCUCCUCCUCAGACUCAACUCCCUUCUGGGGCAUCUUCUGGGACAGGGUCUGCCUCAGCCACCCAUGGUGGAGGACCCCCAUCUGGUACUCGGGGACCUGGGGCCUCUGUUCAUGACCGGAAUGCCAACAGCUAUGUCAUGGUUGGGACCUUCAAUCUUCCUAGUGACGGCUCUGCUGUGGAUGUUCACAUCAACAUGGAACAGGCCCCAAUUCAGAGUGAACCCCGAGUAAGGCUGGUGAUGGCUCAGCACAUGAUCAGGGAUAUACAGACUUUACUAUCCCGGAUGGAAUGUCGAGGGGGGACCCAAGUACAACAUGGUCAACCAUCUGCACAAACCCCAACUGUGGCCCCAGAGCCAGUAGCCCUGAGCUCUCAAACAUCAGAACCAGUCGAAAGUGAAGUGCCUCCCCGGGAGCCUAUGGAGGCAGAAGAUGUGGAGGAACGUGCUCCAGCUCAGAACCCCGAGUUCACUCCUCCUGGUCCAGCGCCAGCAGGCCCAACAACUGCCCCAGAGACAAAUGCACCCAACCAUCCUUCCCCUGCAGAGUAUGUAGAGGUGCUUCAGGAACUACAACGACUUGAGAAUCGCCUCCAGCCCUUCCUACAGCGCUACUAUGAAGUUUUGGGUGCUGCUGCUACCACUGACUACAACAACAAUCAAGAAAGCCGCGAAGAGGACCAGCGCUUGAUCAGCUUGGUUGGGGAGAGCCUUCGACUGCUGGGCAAUACCUUUGUUGCACUGUCUGACCUGCGCUGCAAUCUGGCUUGUGCUCCCCCACGACAUUUACAUGUGGUCCGACCCAUGUCUCACUACACCACCCCCAUGGUGCUCCAGCAGGCAGCCAUUCCCAUCCAGAUAAAUGUGGGGACCACUGUGACCAUGACAGGGAAUGGAACCCGGGCCCCCCCAACUUCCACUGCAGAGGCACCUCCCCCAGGUCCUGGGCAAGCCUCAUCACUGGCUCCUUCUUCCACUACUGUUGAGUCCUCAACUGAGGGGGUCCCCCCACCUGGUCCAGCCCCACCCCCAACUGCCAGCCACCCAAGGGUCAUCCGAAUUUCCCACCAGAGUGUGGAACCUGUGGUCAUGAUGCACAUGAAUAUUCAAGAUUCUGGCACACAGCCUGGUGGAGUUCCGAGUGCUCCCACUGGCCCCCUGGGACCCCCUGGUCAUGGCCAGACCCUGGGCUCCACCCUCAUCCAGCUGCCCUCCCUGCCCCCUGAGUUCAUGCACGCCGUCGCCCACCAGAUCACUCAUCAGGCCAUGGUGGCAGCUGUUGCCUCCGCGGCCGCAGGACAGCAGAUGCCAGGUUUUCCAACAGCUCCAACUCGCGUAGUGAUUGCACGACCUACCCCUCCACAGGCUCGACCAUCCCAUCCUGGGGGUCCCCCAGUCUCAGGAUCUCUGCAGGGAGCUGGACUGGGUACCAAUGCCUCUUUGGCCCAGAUGGUGAGCGGUCUUGUGGGGCAGCUUCUUAUGCAACCUGUUCUUGUAGCUCAGGGCACCCCAGGAAUGACUCCACCUCCAGCCCCUGCAACUGCUUCAGCCAGUGCUGGCACCACCAAUACAGCUACCACAGCUGGUCCUGCCCCUGGGGGACCGGCCCAGCCUCCACCUCCCCAACCUCCUGCCACCGAUCUUCAGUUCUCUCAGCUCCUAGGGAACCUGCUUGGGCCUGCAGGACCAGGGACCGGAGGGCCUGGCAUGGCUUCUCCCACCAUCACUGUUGCUAUGCCUGGUGUCCCUGCAUUUCUCCAGGGCAUGACUGACUUCUUGCAGGCAACACAGACGACCCCUCCUCCCCCACCACCACCCCCACCUCCACCUCCUGCACCGGAGCAACAGACCACUCCUGCACCAGGGUCCCCUUCCAGUGGCACAGGGAGUCCUGGAGGCCUGGGUCCUGAAAGCCUGCCUCUGGAGUUUUAUACCUCGGUGGUGCAGGGUGUGCUGAGUUCCUUGCUAGGCUCCCUGGGGGCUCGAGCUGGCAGCAGUGAAAGUAUUGCUGCUUUCAUACAACGCCUCAGUGGAUCCAGCAACAUCUUUGAGCCUGGGGCUGAUGGCGCCCUUGGAUUCUUUGGGGCCUUGCUUUCUCUUCUGUGCCAGAACUUCUCCAUGGUGGAUGUGGUGAUGCUUCUCCAUGGGCAUUUCCAGCCACUGCAGCGGCUCCAGCCCCAACUGCAAUCCUUCUUCCACCAGCACUACCUAGGUGGCCAGGAGCCCACACCUGGCAACAUCCGGACGGCGACCCACACAUUGAUCACUGGCCUGGAAGAGUAUGUCCGAGAGAGUUUUUCUUUGGUGCAGGUCCAGCCAGGUGUGGACAUUAUCCGGACAAACCUGGAAUUUCUCCAAGAGCAGUUUAACAGCAUCGCUGCUCACGUGCUUCACUGCACAGAUAGUGGAUUUGGGGCCCGUUUGCUGGAGUUGUGUAACCAAGGCCUAUUUGAAUGCCUGGCAUUGAAUCUGCACUGCUUGGGGGGACAACAAAUGGAGCUUGCUUCUGUCAUCAGUGGCCGAAUUCGUCGCAUGUCUCGAGGGGUGAAUCCAUCCUUGGUGAGCUGGCUGACCACUAUGAUGGGACUAAGGCUUCAAGUGGUACUGGAGCACAUGCCUGUAGGUCCUGACGCCAUACUCAGAUAUGUCCGCAGGGUUGGUGAUCCCCCUCAGCCACUUCCUGAAGAGCCAAUGGAAAUUCAGGGAUCAGAGAGAACUUCCCCUGAGCCUCAGCGGGAGAAUGCUUCCCCAGCCCCUGGAACAACAGCAGAAGAGGCCAUGUCCCGUGGUCCACCUCCUGCUCCUGAGGGGGUUUCCCGAGAUGAACAGGAUGGAGCUUCAGCUGAGACAGAACCUUGGGCAGCUGCAGUCCCUCCAGAAUGGGUCCCUAUUAUCCAGCAGGACAUUCAGAGCCAGCGAAAAGUGAAACCACAGCCCCCUCUGAGUGAUGCCUACCUCAGUGGUAUGCCUGCCAAGAGACGCAAGACGAUGCAGGGUGAGGGCCCCCAGCUGCUUCUCUCAGAGGCCGUGAGCCGGGCAGCUAAGGCAGCCGGAGCUCGGCCCCUGACGAGCCCCGAGAGCCUGAGCCGGGACCUGGAGGCACCAGAGGUUCAGGAGAGCUACAGGCAGCAGCUUCGGGCGGAUAUUCAAAAGAGAUUGCAGGAAGACCCCAACUACAGCCCUCAGCGCUUCCCUAAUGCUCACCGAGCCUUUGCUGAUGACCCGUAGCUCUUUUGUCUAUGAUCCUCCCCUGCCAGGGGACCAUUCCUCACCUCCCCUCUUCCUUCACAGUAUUUAAGAAAUAAAAGUCAGAUUUUCCUGGC